Molecule: messenger RNA, 1602 nt
Organism: Ectocarpus sp. CCAP 1310/34
Lineage: Eukaryota; Phaeophyceae; Ectocarpales; Ectocarpaceae
Source: the annotation of a GenBank genome assembly
AUGGACUUCUACCUCGACUCGCUAGACAGGGAAGAGAUCAAGGAAUACUUCGCCAGACAGGUGAACAUUUCGGGGGAGUGCCGGGAGGAGAUUUUGUCGACGGACGUGACGGCCUACGACAUCUUCGACCGCGCUAGAGCAGAGGUUCUGGCCGUUAUGGAGACCAACUUCCAGAGGGAGUUCGUAGAGACAGAGGGGUUCCGCCGAAUCGUCGAUGCGGCCGAGCAAGAGCAGCGAGAGAAUCGUCUCCUGCAGGCAGGGGGCUUCUUGCCGCCGGACUCCCCGCCUUCGCCCUGCGUGUGACGACGUCCGCUUCCUCUUUCCCGAGGGCCCCCCCUGUUGGCCACUCGCUUCAAGCUUGCUUGCCCCUGUUGUGGGAUGGCUGUUGCCACUCAGUCCCCCCGCGGGAAGCGCUGAAGAUUCUUCGUCUGCUGUGGCGAUACCCAAUGUCGAUGGGGCUGUUGUGGAGCGAGGAAGUCGUGGUGGUGUGCAAGAGGUCGAUGCUGCUAGCGUUGAUGCUGAAGCAGGCGGUACUGGUGGAUACGGGGAGAGGCCCUCAGGGCGUGGGCGUCCACUGACUGUGCCCCGCGAGUGGUGUCCGUGGAGCAAAGGGCCACGACAGGGAUGGCGAUCUAGUUGUUGAGAAUGACGGCAGCGAUGGAGCGGGGUGGUGGUGGCGGCAAACUCGAGGUGUUGCUCUGUGCACGGGAGGUGCUCCUGCGGCACAUGUUGGUGAUGAAUCACCGCUGGCAGCAUGUAUCGGACUGGCGCCUCCGGAGGCGAGUGGAAGGUGCUGGCACGACCGCGUCUUUCUCCCUCAGGAAGGGGCGAUGGUGUUCUUUGAAAACGAAGGGAUGGAGUCCCUGAUGCUUGCAGGGGUCUGUGCGCAGGAUGAGGCACACACCUUAGCACUAGUCGCGGGGGCGUUGUUGCGGAAUUUGCAUUCCAAUGUGGCUCAAUGUAUUCAUUCUAUAGGUAUGCUGAUUGGCUUCUUUUUUUUUCGGAUGGGCCGGCAGCGGUGACCGGAUGGCCAACGAAAAGCUUGGGUAGGGAAGGGAAGUGAGAACUCCUUUUUUUUGUUGUUGGCGGUGCCCCCCGACAGGUGCGGGUAGAUGCAGGGGAGACCGCUGGACAGACUGUUCGGCCUCCGUAUUAAGAACAUGAAAACGUCGCACAUAUCUCCAGGUUUUUUCCGUUUCCGCUGAUGUGGGUUUCGUUGGAGCCCGAUGUGUACCGGAAGGAUGACUCGAGGUUGAUGAUCGUUGUUUGGUAGUACGAGCGUGUUUAGAUGGUUGGGUUGCUGUGAUCUCAGUUUUGUCUCCUUUUUGCGUCGAUGCGUCUCUUACGCGCGUGUGUGUGUGCGGAAGGUUGCGAUAUCAUUUACUUCGUCCGGGAAAAAUACGGCGUCCUUUACGAAGGCGAUAUGCCUAAUGUGCAUAAUAUCUUGGGGUGUUCUUGUGGAUGGAUUCAUUCGCUCAUCGAUGUGUAUUGGUUGUGCUUGUGUGGGAGGUUUUGGGUUCGAGACGUUCGCGGGGUUCCGGCAAGGCACGCGGUGUUUGUUCGUGCAAGAAGUCAUUCUGGCGUCCACAAUUCCGGCGUUUG